This is a messenger RNA of Cucurbita moschata (crookneck pumpkin), 1698 nucleotides long. RefSeq names its product E3 ubiquitin-protein ligase At1g12760-like. The transcript is spliced from 5 exons. The coding region runs from base 235 to 1386 and encodes 383 amino acids. The record is from RefSeq and is a predicted model, not a curated record. NCBI's taxonomy places the organism in Eukaryota, Viridiplantae, Streptophyta, Magnoliopsida, Cucurbitales, Cucurbitaceae.
CGAUCCCGGAGACACCAUAACAGGUCGCGCCAUUCCCCUUUCGCACCACGACGAAGGAAUCUCAAUUCCUCCCCCCUAGGCCUCUUCGUAUCAUCAUCAUCCCCUACUUUUCCCCGGAGCUCCGAUAAUCCUUCACCUCUCAAUUGGAUUUUCCCUCUUUCGUUGUUUCUUGCUCGGGAUGAAGCAAGUCAAUUCGCGGACUUAGGGUUUGAUUCAUUGUUUUCCGAAUUUCUAAUGGCAUCUUCAAGGUCUCCGAAUGGAUCGUCUGACGAUAUCGUUGAUACCUCCCCCUUGAUGGGGAAUUCGAAUCGGUCGCUUGAUGAAACGCAUUCGGGUCGGCGAUUUGUGCAGAGGCAAAGUCUGCGUCAGGCGGCGAGGUUUCUGAGGCAGGCGAGUAGUCGGAGGACGAUGCGUGAGCCGUCUAUGUUGGUCCGAGAGACAGCUGCGGAGCAAUUGGAGGAGAGGCAGAGUGAUUGGGCGUAUUCGAAGCCGGUUGUCAUCCUUGACAUCGUCUGGAAUUUCGCUUUUGUUGUUGUUGCUGCUACCGUUUUGGUUCUGAGCCGCAACGAGUCUCCUACAAUGCCUUUGAGGUUGUGGAUUGUGGGGUAUGCGUUUCAAUGCGUUCUCCAUAUGGUGUGUGUUAUUGUGGAGUAUCGUCGCCGCCAGCAGCGGCGCUAUUCAGACUUCAAUUCGAUGGAUGAGGGAAAUUCUGCACGCGGGCUUUCCGGUUUGGGGUCGAGAGGGAACUCGAGUCAUUAUGUAUCAUUGGCGCACCUGGAUGAUAACGACACCAGUGUAGCAAAGCACCUGGAAUCUGCAAAUACUAUGUUUUCCUUCAUCUGGUGGAUCAUUGGAUUCUACUGGGUAUCUGCAGGAGGCCAAUCUUUAGCACACGUCUCCCCUCUGCUUUACUGGUUAUGCAUCAUAUUCUUGGGUUUUGAUGUCUUCUUUGUGGUCUUCUGUGUUGCUUUGGCAUGUAUCAUUGGAAUCGCUGUUUGCUGUUGUCUUCCCUGUAUCAUUGCACUUUUAUAUGCUGUAGCAGACCAGGAAGGAGCAACCAAAGAAGAUGUUGAACAGUUGUCAAAAUUUACAUUCAGAAAGGUUGAUGAUGCAGAGAAAUUCUCCGCUGAUGUACAGGAACCUCUUGGUGGCAUAAUGAUCGAAUGUAGUACAGAUUCACCCAUUGAACGUGCCCUCUCACAGGAGGAUGCGGAGUGCUGUAUCUGCCUUUCUGCAUAUGAGGAUGGCGUCGAGCUACGAGAGCUUCCGUGUGGUCACCAUUUCCACUGUGCCUGUGUCGAUAAGUGGCUGUAUAUUAAUGCUACCUGUCCUCUCUGCAAGUACAACAUCCUGAAAAGUAGCAAUCUUGCUCAAGAGGAAGUUUGAAAUUACAUUUAUGUGUAUGAAAGAACGUAUAUACAGGUGCGUUGUGUGUAGUUGUGAAAGGGAUGGAUCAGCAAACUCAGUAUAGGCCUCUUUCUUUUGCUGCAGUUGCUAUUAUUGUUGUAGUGAAUGUUAUUCUUUGCUGUAGUCUUUGCUCUGUGCCCAGGUUGCUGCUCGUGUAAAUGGCGAUUGAAGGUUCUCUGUAAUGACUAAUACCCCCCCACCCCAAGGCAUUCCCUUUUGUUUCCUUCUCCCUAGUCCUCAACUUCUGUAAUCUUGUUGCUCAAUAAAUUUAAGUUACAAAUCUUUUGUUUU